Cinclus cinclus is the source of this 2763-nucleotide messenger RNA. RefSeq names its product F2R like thrombin or trypsin receptor 3 (gene F2RL3). The record is from RefSeq and is a predicted model, not a curated record. The coding region runs from base 44 to 1267 and encodes 407 amino acids. Gene Ontology annotation, molecular function: thrombin-activated receptor activity. Gene Ontology annotation, biological process: blood coagulation; positive regulation of Rho protein signal transduction; thrombin-activated receptor signaling pathway. Gene Ontology annotation, cellular component: membrane. NCBI's taxonomy places the organism in Eukaryota, Metazoa, Chordata, Aves, Passeriformes, Cinclidae. The transcript is spliced from 2 exons.
UCCUGCCCCGUUGCUUCCGAGAGUUAAGGGCCAGCAGGAGGAAAUGCGUAAGCAGGGUCCCUGCUGCUGCUGCUCCCACUCAGCUCUGGCACUGUGCUGUGGCACUGGCCCCUGCUCUGGCAUGGGGACCCUUGGCAGCAGGCGGCUCCUGCUCUGCUGUGCUCUCUGGGGACUCUGCCUGGCCUCGGACUACGAUGAUUACUCUCAGAACAGCACCAGCGAGCAGGCCAGCACACCAGAGGUCACCCCGUGUCCCCGAGCCAUCCCGGGGGACCAGACCACGGUGAACAACGUCACCUACCUGCUGAUCCCCGAUGCCACGCGUGCCCAGCUGGGCAGCGCCGUCACCGUGCGGUUCAUCCCCUGCCUCUACAGCCUGGUCUUCGCGCUGGGGCUGCCGGCCAACGCGCUGGCCCUCUGGGUGCUGGCCACCAGGGCCGAGCGCCACACCUCCACCGUGUUCCUCAUGAACCUGGCCGCCGCCGACCUGCUGCUCACCUCCGUGCUGCCCUUCAAGAUCUCCUACUAUUUCCUGGGCAACCACUGGCCCUUCGGGGAAUGGCUGUGCCGCCUCACCACGGCUUUCUUCUACGGGAACAUGUACUGCUCCGUGCUGCUGCUCGCCUGUAUCAGCGUGGACCGCUACCUGGCCGUGGCUCACCCCUUCUCCUCCCGUGCUUUCCGCUCCCCCUCUCUCGCUGCCGGUACCUGCGCCGCCGUCUGGCUCUGCGCGGCCGCCCUGACGCUGCCGCUGACCCUGCAGCAGCAAUCGUACCCCCUGCUCGGGGCAGGGCUCACGCUGUGCCACGACGUCCUCCCCCGGCACGAGGACGGCGGGUUCUACUUCCAUUAUUUCGUGGCUCUGAUCGCCUGCGCCUUCCUGCUGCCGCUGCUGCUGCUGGCGCUGAGCUCGGGCGCGGCGCUGCGCGUUCUCCUGCGCGGGGGCAGCCGCUACUCGCACGCGGCCAAGCUCACGGCCCUGGUGCUCGUCACCCUCGUGGUGUUCUAUGCCCCCAGUAACAUCCUCCUGCUGCUCCACUACUCCAGCCCCUGCCCGCGGCCGCACGGCCGGCUGUACCUCAGCUACAUGGUCAGCCUGGCUCUCAGCGCCUGCAACAGCUGCGCCGACCCCUUCGUCUACUACUACGUGUCUGAGGAUUUCAGGGAGAAGGUGAAGGGCAGAGUCUUCAGGGGCAGCAAAAAAAACACCGCUUCCCUGAAGACUUCCAAGGAAACGCUGCCCCGCUCCAAACAUUGGCUGGUGUGAGCCUCCGGCCCGGCUCGCUGCUCCCAGAGGGGAUAAGAUGAAUUCAGCGCUGCAAUUCCACAGGUUUCGCCCGGAGCGGCACUUCCCAGGAGCCCAGAGCCUGCACGGAUGAGGCUGGAUAAACCCAGGCUGUGGGAUUCUUUGUCCAGACAGGCUGCUGAGUGCUGGACACAUCCAUCCUGUAGUGGGACACUGCCUGCAGCUUCUCAGCUGGUCACACACCACCAGGGAUUUCCUCCCCCUACACCUGGGGCUGGUGCUCCUAACCUGGCUGCUCUCUGCCUGCCACUCCUGCUCCUGGCUCGCUCACUGUCCUCGAAUGCGUAUUUCCAUCCCCUAAAAUUGAAAAAGAGCUAGCGUUGCAAAAUCAAAUUUCUAAAUGUUUCAAAAGAUAACUCUCCUAAACUAAAUCAGUCUGUCAAAAGAGUGCGGAGCACUGGCUCGUGUAGCAAAAACAUUCUCUGAUCUGUAAGCAACCCCUCAGUAAUGUCAGCUCACUGUUGGUAAAAGGUGUAGAACAUCCAUUCACUCAUCCCUGUUUUUGCAAAUCACCCUUGGCAUUCGUCAUUUCUUUGAGGCAAAGGCGGUAUUAACGGAUUUUUGUAAAAAAACAAAACAAAACAAAAAACCAAACAAACAACAAAAAAACUCUCAUGAACGGAAAUAGUAAAGUAGGAAUGGAGCAAACUCUCGGGCACUCCACACUUCUUUUGUGUAAUGUCACCCACAGCCAAAAGCUGUCUCUGAACAAAGAGGUGCUCAGGUUUAUUGCUUACUGGAACCUGCUUCAAAUCUCACAAAAUGCAGCCAGCUCAUCUCUCAGACACAACUGGGGCACAGCCCUGUGAGCAGCUGGUAGAAAAUGAGUAAAAAACCUCUUUAGAGCUCCUUUAGUCUUCAGUUUUCCCAGCACAGACUUGACAACCUAAAGCGUAAAUAAGAGGCAGAGAGGAUUGUCUUAAAAUCAGUUUUUAAUAAAAUAUUUAUCAGAAUCUAAAACAAACACUUUUUCUGGACUCAGACUUGCUAAGAUGUGUGUGAACAAACCAACAACUGGUCAGAGAGCUGUUUGUGUGUACCUGUGUGUGAGGGGAAAAAGGCAGGGGAAACACAAAGCUGGGCUCGGGGUGCUGGGCACUCAGUCAGAAACAGCAGGGACUGAAAAAGAAAAAACAAAAACCCCAAAUCCAGGCUGGUAGAGGCUUUCUAAAUAGUUGCUCUGUUCACAAUAGUGAAAACCAGGUUAUUGUGUUUAAGUGUCAACAGUCAGUGUAAGCAAAGCAAGUGCUGGUGUGUCAGGGACAUUCUUCAAGCAAGCUGAAAAUUCUUCUGGUAUUUGCUUUCUACUGAGGCAGAUUAAGAAGGAAGGGAAGAGGCAAGACCAAAACACAGGACAAGAAAGAACAAGGGGAUCUAUUGCUUUAAAAUAAAUACCAUGGUAAUGAUUACUCUGCAUAAUGUACAGUUACAAAUAUAUAAAUAUUAUUUUCCUGGAA